Molecule: messenger RNA, 4840 nt
Organism: Tachysurus vachellii
Lineage: Eukaryota; Metazoa; Chordata; Actinopteri; Siluriformes; Bagridae
Exons: 8
Coding region: 1893-3938 (681 amino acids)
Molecular function (GO): ubiquitin-protein transferase activity
Source: RefSeq, a predicted model, not a curated record
GUCAGUGAACGUGAACUCAGCAGCUCCAUUUUGUGACAAAGGAAAACAAAACAUUUCAGGAGUAAAAACAACCACAAAAAAGGAAUCAAACAUCAGCAGAAAUCAGCUGGACUCCAUAUUUGAGGAGCUGGAACACAAAGUCAUCACUCUGAUAAAGAAUGAGCUGAAAACGUUUAGGGAGCUCCUGAGUCCAGAUUACCCAGCAUGCACUGAGAGGGAGGUGGUGGAUGAGGAGGAUCUGCACAGUGUCAGAGAGGGAGCACUGAAGAUCACACUACACAUCCUGAAGAACAUGAACCACACAGAUUUUACUAACACACUUCACAACAUGUCUGUAGGUUCUGUGUAUCAGUCAAAGAUGAAGUCUAAGCUGAGAGAGAAGUUUAAAAGAAUUAAUGAAGGAAUCCCACAACAUGGAAGCUCAGCACUUCUGAAUGAGAUCUACACAGAGCUCUACAUCACAGAGGGUUGGAGUGGAGAUGUCAGUAAUGAACAUGUGGUGAGACAGAUUGAGACAGCAUCCAGGAGACCAGCAACACAGGAUAAACCCAUCAAAUGUAAUGAUCUCUUUAAAGACAAGUCCAUCAGAACUGCUGACUAAAGGAGUUGCUGGAAUUGGGAAAACAGUCUCUGUGCAUAAGUUCAUUCUGGACUGGGCUGAAGGAAAAGUAAAUCAGGACGUCGUCUUCAUGUUUACACUUCCCUUUAGAGAGAUGAAUCUGAUGAAGCAGCAAAAUCUCAGUCUGAUUAAUCUUCUUCAAUACUUUUUCCCAGACAUGAGAGAACUAGAAUCAAUAGACUGCGACUCCUACAAAGUGGCGUUGAUCUUUGAUGGUCUUGAUGAGUGUCGACUUCCUCUAAAUUUCCAGAAGAAUGAGAGAAUGUGUGAUGUGACAGAGUCAGCCUCAGUGGAUGUGCUGCUGACGAACCUUAUCAAGGGGAAUCUGCUUCCCUCUGCUCUCCUCUGGAUAACCACAAGACAAGGAGCAGCCAAUCAGAUCCCUCCUGAGUGUGUAGACCAGGUAACAGCGGUACGAGGGUUCAGUGAUCCUCAGAAAGAGGAGUACUUCAGGAAGAGUAUCAGUGAUCAGCGCCUGGCCGAUAAAGUCAUCACACACCUGAAGUCUUCAAGAAGCCUCUACAUCAUGUGCCACAUCCCAGUCUUCUGCUGGAUCUCAGCCACUGUUCUAGACUCCUUACAGUGUGAGAACGGACACCUGGACUUGUUCCACCGUUUCCUUCUUGGUCUCUCACUGGAGUCCAAUCAGACUCUCUUACAAGGCUUAAUGCCAGAGACAGGAAGUAGAUCUCACAGCAAACAGGAAACAGUGGAGUACAUCAAGGAGAAGAUCAGUGAGAAUCCAUUUCCAGAGAAAUCCAUAAAUCUGUUCCACUGUCUGAUUGAACUGAAUGAUCAUUCUCUAGUGCAGAAGGUACAAACUGAACAGAGGAGGUGACAGUUGUCUCAGAGGAACUAGAUUCUCUCCUGCUCAGUGGUCAGCUCUGGUGUUUGUGUUACUGAACUCAGCACAGGAGCUGGAUGAGUUUGAUUUGUGGAAAUAUGAUCGUUCAGAUGAAUGUCUUCUGAGGCUGCUGCCAGUGGUCAAAGCCUCCAGAAAAGCUGAGUUUACAGACACUGAGGUCUGAUAUCACUUGAGUGAAAACUGGACCUGAGUAAGAAUGAACUGCAGGAUUCAGGAGUGAAGCUGCUCUCUGAUGGACUGAAGAAUCCACACUGUACACUGGAGAUACUGAGAUCCCUCAAAAUUCUACGAGAAGCUCUCACCUGCACGAAGUAACGUCAGGCCACAGUUGCUGAUGCUAAUCAGCCUGACCCUCCAACAACAACAACAACAGUGCCAGGCCUACAUGGGUUCAGUGCAGGGCCAGCUAUGGCUACGUCUUCAAAUACCCCCCUCCCACAAGAUGAUGGACUGUGGAUGUUUCUUCAGAGCCGAGGGAUUCCUGAGAAAAAUAUUCAGAAAAUGCAGCAAGAUCAUAUUGACAGCUCGGUAGUUGGAGAAAUAGAUGAUGCCACUAUGACUGCUUACAUUCCAGCAUAUGGUGAUAGGAUUGCUACAAGGCGUUUCUGUAUGGAAAAACAGAGAAAAGGUGGUGAUGAUCUAAAAAGACAGUCCUUAUUUGAAAAACUUAGAAGAAAGUUGGGCACAUUGACAAGCAAUAAAGACACAGAUCAAGAUUUUGAGGAGGAGCAUUCUAUGCAGCCAACAAAGAUACAUCUGAGAAAUAACAAAAGGGCCGUGAAGAUGACAAGGAAAAUAGAACUAGGAUGGAUACACGACAAGAAACAAGUGAGAAAACGCAAUGGUGGAGGAACCAGAGUUCUUGAUAUUUCCAAGAAAGCCACAAAAACAGAGAUUCUAUCACAAGCUAAAAAGCUAUUUUUCCCCAAUGAGAAAUCGAGAAAGGGAAAGUGGGAAGAGUUCAGUCACAACAUUGUUGACUUUCAGGAAGCAUACCUUGAUGAGGGUGUUAGUGUGGGAGAGCUCUAUGAGACACAUAAAUUGGGGAUUUUAAGAUUUUACUUGUUCACAGAGCACCUGACAAAUGAAGAUGAAGUGUUCACAGAGAUGACAGAAGGAACUGAUGAACAGACAGAUGCAGCGAGGCUAAAUGAGCAACAGAAAAACACAACAGAAGAUAAUGAGCAGCUGACACAAAAAACACAUGACAGUGAACAGCAGACACAUACUGUAGAAGAUGUUGUCUCUACUGCUGUAGAGAUUGUUGAUCUUACAUCUUUGUGUGAUACAUCGGAGGUCAUUUUUGGCCCUUUGCAAGGUGGACCAUUUUUAGAAGAUCUUGAUGACACAAUCUUACAUGAGCCUAUAGAAGAGGCACAGAUAAACAUCAACGCCUACAGCUCAACUCCUGUCCAUUCUGACACAGUGCCUGCUGGCCCAUUAAGUCCUACUUAUGAACCUUUGCAUGUGACAGUGAAACUCCACAGAGUCAAUCUCUUGGAGGAACUGAUUACCCAAUUCAAGGAUGAAGUGAUUAUGUCCUACUCUGUGAAAUACAGCUUCAUUCAUGAAAUGGGGGCAGAUGCUGAUGGCGUGUCCAGGGAUGUAUAUGCUGCCUUCUGGACAGAGUUUUUAGACUGUGCAGCAGAGGGUGCAGAUGUGAGAGUGCCAUCACUAUCCCCAAAAUGGCAAGAGGAAGAAUGGAAAUCCGUUGGUAGGAUAAUGGUCAAGGGAUUAAAGGAACAUGGAUAUUUUCCUUCUCGGCUGGCUCAAGCCUUUACAGCAGCAAUCAUAUUUGGUGAACACACUGUCUCACCUGAUUUAUUGUUUGACUCACUAAUGUUGUAUCUUAGUCAGUCUGAGCGUGAUCUCUUGUCCACUGCUUUGCAAGACGCCCUUGAUGGUGAUGAUAAAGAUGAGCUUCUUGAUCUUAUGGAUCGCAUGGGAGUAAGAACAGUACCAACACAAGAGAACUUGAAAGCUGUGCUUCUCCAAGUGGCCCACAAGCAAAUAAUCCAGCAACCAAAAUAUGCACUGGAUAACAUUGCAGCAGUCGCAGGACCAACUCUCAGGGAGUUCUUCCCCAGUGUGCUGGAUAUGCAGAAGAUGUAUGAGAAUCUUAAACCAUCAACCCGGAAGGUUUUAAAGUUGAUCACGGCCUCUCCAGCUACUCCAGCAGAGAACCAAAGUUUGCAAUUUUUACAUCAGUACAUCAGGGGAUUGGAUGAGAUAGGCCUCCGGAAGAUGUUGAGAUUCAUGACAGGGUCUGAUGUCAUCUGCGUUAAAGACAUUCAAGUCAUAUUCACCCCUUUGGAAGGGUUAUCUAGGCGGCCUAUUGCACAUACUUGUGGCCCAACAUUAGAGCUGCCAUCAACUUACAACAGCUAUCCUGACCUCCGAGCUGAAAUGGAGGCUAUACUGUCCAGCAACUUCUAUGCAAUGGACAUUGCAUAGAAGUGUCUCUCUCACUCACAUGUACACACUCUUCCCUCUUGCCCAGUUAUAGCCUUAUCAGUGCCAUCUGUUUACAGUACCUUUAGAUAGUGUGUGAAUGUAAGACAGAGCACAUAGGGGAAGUAAUUAACUCGGGUGGUGCAUAAUGAGCGCAGAGUAAUUUAUUUAUUUUGUUUUUCAGUUUAAGUUUUAUCCAAAAUGUCAUUACCAAACUUACUGUGGAAACAUGUUUACUGGCUGAUGAGCAUUUUGUUGAUGGACUCCGAAUAUAUCCAGCCCAUAGAAACAUUUACACAUGAUAAGAUUCAAUAAUCAGUUUGAUUUAUUGAUAAUGAUACUGGACCAUUUAAAUGCCAUUUAGGUUGCCCUGUUUGCAGUGGGCCCAAAGUGUGUCAAAUCACAUUUGGUCAUGCUGAAUAGUUCCACCAUGAGGACCAAUUUUGCCAUUUUGACAAUGGCAACAUGUUUUGCAACGUUUCAUAUGCAGUUGCUGUUAUUACCAGACUUAAACUGUCUGUAGAAACAUAUUGAGUGGCUGAACAUUUUGUUAGUAUACUUUAAGGUCCAUUUAACCAAAAAACAAUUAUAAGCCUUUUACACAAUGUAUGUUAUAAAUGCAUGUGGUUUUCAUUUUUAAGUGAUUUAGAUACAUGUACCAGUAUUUUUAUGUACUUUUAUGUAAGCCAUCAUUUCUGUUAGCAGUUUAGGAGCAUACUUUUUGGGACAAUUUAAAAGAAAUGUUCUUGUAAAGUUGCAUUUUAACUUGGACCCUGGGGUAAUGUCAGCUCAUGUUAAAUCUAAAUUUUGCCAGUGUUUGGAAAUCUGUUCUAACAUACAGCACUGUACAUUAGAAGGUGUUCUGCUUUUUACAAAUAAAAAGCACAGGUUUCUCUCGUUUUGUA